AUGCCUUCCAUACGCUCCCUUUUCCGCCUCAAGCCAUCCCCCUCAGAGCAGCUAGCAGAGAUCGACGGCGGCCAUCUCGUCAAUGAGCCCUCUGUCUUCCUCCACAUCGAGCGAGGACUGCGUCAAAACCCGCACGGCCUCGCAGUAAUAAGCUCCCACCAACCACCAGACCACCUCGCUUCCCUGGUCGAUAAACAAAGUCAAAGCCAAAAUGAGACCUGUCUGGCUUGGACAUACACUCAGCUUCAUCGCGCGGCGCUGCGCGUUGCAAGGGGGAUGCUAGACAGCGGUGUCCGGCCGAAUACAGCGAUGCUUAUGUUCAUCCCUAAUGGCAUUGAGUAUACUAUUCUGCUAUGGACAGCGGCUAUUCUCCGAUUGACGAUUGUGUCUGUGGACUUGGGCCUGCUCGCUAUCUCGAAACAUGACGAGUUGCGGGAUGUCAUCCGACUCGUGAAACCGUCUAUUAUCGUGGUGCAGGGUGCAGGGGCAGAGGCAGAUACAUUGGAUAUCGCGCGACGAAACAUUCCUCUAUCUUCGAGAAGCGACAACACCAACCAGGAUGGUAACAUCCUCGGUAUAACACUCACAGAACCAUCGACUUCAUACCCAUCAACGCCCUCAAUCUGGAAAUCCCUCCUAGCCCUGGCAGCUUCACCCGCCCUCGACCCCUCCCAGACGGCAUCAGUCUUAUCCUCUGCACGAUCCGACGACCCAACCCGCACACAUUCAAUCCUAUUCACAUCCGGAACCUCGGGAAAGCCAAAAGGGUGUCCACUGCUUGUCUCAGGAAUAACUCAUGUACUGCAGUCCCAGUCCUGGCUCCUAACCCCAGCAAACAGCAGACGCGCGCUGCAGCAGGCCCAUAAUGCGCGGGGAAUCGCACCGGCACAGAUGCUGCAGACGUGGCGCGAGGGCGGGACGGUCGUUAUGACUGGGGAUGGGUUUAAUGUGGGUGAUUUGUUAGAUGCGGUUGAGAGGUACCGGGUGACGUUUAUUGUUUUGACGCCGGCGAUGGUACAUUCUGUGUCUGUGGAGUUGGAAAAGCGGCUUUAUCCUCAUUCUUACAGUGUGAAGGGAAGGGCGAUGGUUGACUGUGUGCGAACGGUGCAGCUUGGUGGGGAUGCGGUGACGAGGGAUGUGUUGAAGAAGUGUGGCCGGUUGUUUCCUAAGGCGAGGAUUGUGAUUAACCACGGGAUGACGGAGGUGGGAGGGGGAGGGGCGUUUGUUUGGCCGUUUACAUCGACGAAGAAGAUUCCGUUCUAUGGCGAGAUGAGUCCGGUUGGGGCUGUUGCGGCGGGGGCAGUGGUGAGGAUUUGGGAUGCUGAAGAGGGGGAGAUAGCGAGGAGGGAGAAGCUGGGGGAGUUGCAUGUUUGCUGCGGAAGUACAAUCCCAGAGUAUCUGGACGGGGUUUCGGGGGAUUCAUUCUAUGAAGAAGGAGGGAGGAGGUGGUUUAACACGGGCGAUGUGGGAAUGAUGGACAGCAACGGCAUUGUGUUUGUCCUCGGGCGGAAGAAGGACAUGAUCCAGUCGGCGGUCAUGCCAGCUCCGAUGGAGAGCUGUCUGGAGAAAUUCACAUCUACUCAGGUAUGUCUUACUGAUACUGAUUAUUCGCGUGCUAAUGAGCAGGCCUGUGUGGUCAAUGCCGGUGGUCCAUUUGCCGUACUCGAACGCUCCACUGGCAAGACAGAGACGGAGAUCAAAACGCACAUUGCCAGCACUCUUGGGGACGAGAAUGCGCUGCAGGGCGUGCUUUUCCUGCAGGAUCUUGGACUAGACGAGUUUCCUGUCAAUGCAACGCACAAAAUCAUCAGAUCGGAGGUGGAGGAUGCUGUAUUGGAGUACCAGCUAGCUAGUGUCUAG
Messenger RNA from Aspergillus puulaauensis, 1860 nucleotides. RefSeq names its product putative NRPS-like protein biosynthetic cluster. Gene Ontology annotation, biological process: fatty acid metabolic process. The coding region runs from base 1 to 1860 and encodes 619 amino acids. Gene Ontology annotation, molecular function: medium-chain fatty acid-CoA ligase activity. The record is from RefSeq and is a predicted model, not a curated record. Lineage: Eukaryota; Fungi; Ascomycota; Eurotiomycetes; Eurotiales; Aspergillaceae. The transcript has a single exon.